GCGCUCAGAGUGAUUGCAGAGGUGACAGAUGAGUUGCAUCUGCGUUGGAGCAAGCUACCUCCGCCCUACUGGACCAAAGUGUACAUUCAUGGCAACUUGAAUGGUGUGGAGAAGGACGAAAAAUCUGCCCUUAGUCUGCCCAAUGGUCAUCAAACGAGUGAAAAUGGCAGUGAUACACUGCGCUAUAGACGGAAGUCCUAA
Messenger RNA from Hydatigera taeniaeformis, 201 nucleotides. The record is from the annotation of a GenBank genome assembly. Lineage: Eukaryota; Metazoa; Platyhelminthes; Cestoda; Cyclophyllidea; Taeniidae.